GCCCCCGCCGGUACCCUCGCCGGACCCGUGAGAGCGCGCCGCCGCCAUCUUAGUUGCUGCCGCCGCCUCCAGCCAAGCGCUGCCUCGGCGGAGGGGAGGGCGCCCGCGGCCCGAGCGCGCGGCCCAGCGUCGCGGCGGCGGCUCGUCGGAUCCCGGAGCUCUCCGCCGCGCGAAGCAGCCGACCCCGGGCCGCGAGAGCCCCGCUCGGCGCCCCGCACGCCUGCCUGCCGCUCCCGCCUCGAGCCGGCCGCGGCGCCGGGAGCCCGAGCGAUGCUGCGCCGCCCUGCGCUCGCGCCGGCCCCGGCCGCCUGGCUGCUGCUGGCCGGGCUGCUGAGCGGCGGCGGGGUCUGGGCCACGCGAGUUAACAAGCACAAGCCGUGGCUCGAGCCCACCUAUCAUGGCAUCGUCACAGAAAACGACAACGCGGUGCUCCUCGACCCUCCGCUGAUCGCCCUGGAUAAAGACGCACCUCUGCGGUUCGCAGAGAGUUUUGAGGUGACAGUCACCAAAGAAGGUGAGAUUUGUGGAUUUAAAAUUCAUGGGCAGAAUGUCCCCUUUGAUGCAGUGGUAGUGGAUAAGUCCACUGGCGAGGGAAUAAUUCGCUCAAAAGAGAAACUGGACUGUGAACUACAGAAAGACUACACAUUCACCAUCCAGGCCUAUGACUGCGGCCAGGGGCCGGAUGGCGCCAACGCGAAAAAGUCUCAUAAAGCAACUGUCCAUAUUCAGGUGAACGAUGUGAACGAAUAUGCACCUGUGUUCAAGGAGAAGUCCUACAAAGCGACCGUCAUCGAGGGGAAGCAGUAUGACAGCAUCCUGAGGGUGGAGGCCGUGGACGCUGACUGCUCCCCCCAGUUCAGCCAGAUAUGCAGCUAUGAAGUCGUCACUCCAGACGUGCCGUUUGCUAUCGACAAAGAUGGUUACAUAAAAAACACAGAGAAGCUAAACUAUGGGAAAGAACACCAGUACAAGCUGACCAUCACCGCCUACGACUGCGGGAAGAGAAGGGCAGCGGAAGAUGUCUUGGUGAAGGUCAGCGUCAAGCCCACCUGCACCCCCGGGUGGCAAGGAUGGAACAAGAGGAUCGAAUAUGAGCCUGGCACGGGCUCUUUGGCCCUCUUCCCAAAUGUCCACCUGGAGACGUGUGACGAACCCGUGGCCUCAGUGCAGGCGACGGUAGAGCUGGAGACCGGCCACAUCGGGAAAGGCUGUGACCGUGACACCUACUCUGAGCAGUCUCUUCACCGGCUGUGUGGCGCUGCGUCUGGCACCACCGAGCUGCUCCCGUCCCCAAGUGGGUCCUUGAACUGGACUGUCGGCCUCCCCACUGACAACGGCCACGACAGUGACCAGGUCUUCGAGUUCAACGGCACCCAAGCAGUGAGGAUCCCAGAUGGUGUCGUUUCUGUCAACCCGAAAGAGCCUUUUACGAUUUCUGUGUGGAUGAGGCAUGGGCCUUUUGGCAGGAAGAAGGAGACCAUUCUCUGUAGUUCAGACAAAACAGACAUGAACCGGCACCAUUAUUCACUCUACGUCCACGGCUGCCGCCUCACUUUCCUCCUCCGUCAGGAUCCUUCAGAAGAGAAGAAAUACAAACCUGCAGAAUUCCACUGGAAAUUGAAUCAGGUCUGUGAUGAGGAGUGGCAUCACUACGUCCUCAACGUGGAGCUCCCGAGCGUGACUCUCUAUGUGGACGGUGUUUCUCACGAUCCCUUCUCUGUGACCGAAGAUUACCCGCUUCAUCCAUCCAGAAUUGAAACCCAGCUCGUGGUUGGGGCUUGCUGGCAAGAGUAUCCAGCAUUUGAAAAUGACAAUGAAACCGAGCCUGUGCCUAUGGCCCCUGCAGGUGGCGACCUGCACAUGACCCAGUUUUUCCGGGGUAAUCUGGCUGGCCUGACUGUCCGUUCUGGGAAACUCGCGGAUAAGAAGGUGAUUGACUGUCUGUACACCUGCAAGGAAGGGCUGGACCUGCAGGCCCCCGAGGACGGCAGAGGCGUGAAGAUCCAUACCAACCCCAGUCAGUUGGCGUUGACCUUGGAGGGAGAUGAUGUUGGGGAGCUGGAUAAAGCCAUGCAGCACAUCGCCUACCUGAACUCACGGCAGUUCCCCACACCUGGGAUCCGGAGACUCAAACUCACCAGCACAGUCAAGUGUUUUAAUGAAGCUACCUGCAUCUCGGUGCCCCCGGUGGAUGGUUACGUGAUGGUGUUGCAGCCAGAGGAGCCCAAGAUCAGCCUGAGUGGGGUCCACCAUUUUGCUCGAGCGGCUUCUGAAUUUGAAAGCCCAGAGGGGGUUUUCCUUUUCCCUGAGCUUCGGAUCAUCAGCACCAUCACGAGAGAAGUGGAGCCCGAAGGGGAUGGGGACGAGGACCCCACAGUUCAAGAGUCGCUCGUGUCCGAGGAGAUCGUGCAUGACCUGGAUACCUGCGAGGUCACCGUGGACGGGGAGGAACUGAACCCAGCACAGGAGAGCCUGGAGGUAGACAUGGCCCGCCUGCAGCAGAAGGGCAUCGCGGUGAGCGCCUCCGACCUGGGCAUGGUCUUCACAGGCGUGGACACCAUGGCCAGCUACGAGGAGGUUCUGCGCCUCCUCCGCUAUCGGAACUGGCACACCAGGUCCCUGCUUGACCGGAAGUUCAGGCUCGUCUGCUCAGAGCUCAAUGGCCGCUACAUCAGCAACGAGUUUCAGGUGGAGGUGAACGUCAUUCACACGGCCGGCCCCAUGGAGCACGCCAGCCACAUGGCCGCCCAGCCGCAGUUCGUCCACCCGGAGCGCCAUGCCUUCGUCGAUCUCUCGGGUCACAACCUGGCCAGCCCCCACCCGUUCGCAGUUGUCCCCAGCACCGCCACUGUUGUCAUUGUGGUGUGUGUCAGCUUCUUGGUUUUCAUGAUUAUCCUGGGAGUCUUCCGGAUCCGGGCUGCUCAUCAGCGAACCAUGCGGGACCAGGACACCGGGAAGGAGAACGAGAUGGAUUGGGAUGACUCCGCUCUGACCAUCACCGUGAACCCCAUGGAGACGUACGAGGACCAGCACAGCAGCGAGGAGGAGGAGGAGGAGGAAGAGGAGGAGGAGAGCGAAGCCGGGGAGGAGGAGGAUGACAUCACCAGCGCCGAGUCGGAAAGCAGCGAGGAGGAGGAGGGGGAGCACGGGGACCAGCAGAGCGCGAACCGGCAGCAGCAGCUGGAGUGGGACGACUCCACCCUGAGCUACUGAGCCCUGGGCCGCCCCCGCCGCCCCUCCUUCCGCUUCAGGAGACUCUGCUGCCCCAGCCCCAAGGGUCCACGGUGUACAAAGUCAUUCCGGCCAGUAGGUCUGCAGACCCUCUCCAUCGCUGACCACCCGCCUGUGCUCGCUGUCGCCCCGCCCUCCGCCCAGAUCGCUCUGAGCUCCCCGCGGCUCGCUCUGUGCGGCCCCCCCCACCUCGCACCUCCAGAAAAGCUGCGAUCGCUGGACUUGUUGACAAAGGGUUAAAAUUGCCCCCUCCCGCCUCAUAAUCCUUUUUUUUUUUUUUAAAGUCUUUAUUUUUUCCAAACUAGUGCAUGUAUAAAAUGGCAGAAUGGGGGUUAAUAUGUAGAUGAUGAACUUUUUAAUAUUUUGUAAAUAAAUUGGGAUUCCUCGUGUCCUCCGUGCUAGUAUGACCCAGGACUGGCAUGCAAAGUGAAGCUUGAAACACGGGAGAGACCCCGUGGGCUCCGGCCCCACCCCCACCCUGGAGGAGAGCGGGCCUGCCCCGCUCGGGCCCUGCUCAAUGCACACCCUCGGUGGGCGGCCAGGCAGUUAAGGGGCACGGACUUCCCAGCACUGCUCAGCGGCAGGGGACCGGAUCGGAGACCCCUCUCCGGAGGCUGGAAAUGGCCAGGUCUUUCCUUUGGGAUUCUACCCAUUUCUGAUCCGGCAGAGGGGUGGGGAGCUGGGGUCCCUGGCCUCUUCCACACACUCCUCUGAGGACCGGCAGCUCCUUGCACAGGAAGCUGGACUCCUCGUGUGCAGCCUUGGGUUCACGCCUACUAGAUGUCUGUUGCCCUGCCGGGGAGUGUGCACGCCGAUGGCACAAAGCGUCUGGCCACUUGGUGCGGAGACAGAACAGGCCUGAGUGGUCCGGACUCAGAACGUCCAAGGACAGAUGCGCUCUGGCCCGAAGGCCGAGCGCUAGUGUUCUCCCCGACGGCUCCGGAGGCAAACUCCGCUCCCCAGGAGUGAGGGGCCCUGCUUCUGGGGCCCGUGGGGGAUGGAAAAGGAGAGGACAAGUCAUGAGCUCAAACCCCGACAGCACUUUGUUUUUAAUUUACAUGUAAAAUUUUAGAUUUCUAAACCUGGGGGAAAAUAAUUUUGAAUACUGUUCUGUGAUUAUAACUGCUAGUUGCAAGGACACUGCGGCCGUCCUGCGUCGUGUGUGGCCGCCCCUCACGUCCUGUCGCUGUAGCUGCUCUGUGUAGACAAUGGUAGAUGCUAAUGCGGACUCCGCGUGGUGUCACUUUGUAGAUGUGUAUAUUGAUGAGGUCAGAAAGUGUACCCGCUACAAUAAAGUGCUGGUUCUAACUCCAGUAGGAGCGCG
Molecule: messenger RNA, 4555 nt
Organism: Leopardus geoffroyi (Geoffroy's cat)
Lineage: Eukaryota; Metazoa; Chordata; Mammalia; Carnivora; Felidae
Gene: CLSTN1
Product: calsyntenin 1
Exons: 19
Coding region: 271-3213 (980 amino acids)
Biological process (GO): positive regulation of synapse assembly; homophilic cell-cell adhesion; positive regulation of synaptic transmission
Cellular component (GO): postsynaptic membrane; cell surface
Molecular function (GO): amyloid-beta binding; X11-like protein binding; calcium ion binding
Source: RefSeq, a predicted model, not a curated record